CAGUGAAUCAAUUGCGGAUUGUAAAAGGGAAUUUUAUAAACAAAACGCAUAAUUUUCUUUAAAAUAAUCGAACACUCGAAUAGCGUAGUAAACAUGCCGGAGAUCCUGAAUGCCAUGGAAAUGGAGGCGCCUUCGGAAAUUGUGGAAAUCUCUUCUGGGGAGCUAACAGUCAACGUCAUUACCAUCAUCAACAGCAACGCGAAUAAUAAUAAUAAUAAUAAUAAUAAUAAUAAUAACACUAAUAAUAGUAACAAUAAUAAUAACAACAAUAAUAGCAAUAGUAUCUCAAACAACAAUCACCACAACGGCACCACCGAACCGGAAACGGAAGUUGAGGAACCAGGCGAGCCGCAACAACUGCAGGUGCAGCAACUGCAACAACUGCAGCCGGUGCCGAAUUUCGUGACCAUUCCCCUGCUGGAACGACGCCGUCGCAGUCGCAGUCACAGUCGCAGUCACUGCCGCAUAGCCCCAUUGGCACCGAUCAUUUGCCUGCAGAACGGAUCGCAUCCCGAGGAUCUUGCCCAUCUCUCACGCUCCAGGUCCUGCUUCCUGCGCGUCCGAAAGACCGUCACCAAACUUUUUGCCAAAAUCAUGGGUAGCAAUAAUCCCAGCGAAGCGGAUCGAUACGACUAUUAUGACUACUCCGAGCUCGAGGAGUUCGAGACGCCGGCUCGGUACAGGCCCGACUCGCUAAGCGCGCUGAGCAGAGCCACACGGUUCACGGAGGACGAGAUCAAACGAAUUUACAGGGGAUUCAAGGCCGAGUGCCCCACAGGAGUCGUCAAGGAGGACACCUUCAAAGUGAUCUACUCGCAGUUCUUUCCACAGGGAGCCAAUCCAACCCUUUAUGCGCACUAUGUCUUUAAUACACUGGAUCAGGAUCACAGUGGCAUAGUCAGCUUUGAGGAUUUCGUUCAAGGACUUUCGAUACUGUCACGCGGCUCCGUGGAGGAGAAACUGCGCUGGACCUUUUCGCUCUACGACAUCAACGGCGACGGCUUCAUUACGAGGGAGGAAAUGACUGACAUUGUGACUGCCAUAUACGAGCUAAUGGGCCGGCUGCCCGACGAGUGUCCCGAGGAGGAGAAGAUCAAGGGCAAGGUGGAGCACAUCUUCCAGAAAAUGGACAUCAAUCGCGACGGUGUCGUGACCCUAGAAGAGUUCCUGGAGGCCUGUCGCAACGACGAUGCCAUCUCGCGAUCGAUGUCCGUAUUUGACACAGCGUUCUGACCAUAUCCGACCGACAAGGGCGACGAAUACACGGUCCGCCGGCGGCGACGCAGUCGCAGUCAGCAGCAACACCAGCAUCAGCAUCAGCAGCAGCAACAUCUGCAACACCAACAGGAUACAGAGAAAAGUAAGUCCAAGCACAAGACGAAGAACAAGCAACAGCAAAAACAGCAGCAACCACAUAGCACUAGACAGCAAAAGUGUUGUCACAUAAUCGACAUGGAUGGCGGUGAUAGCUCCACCACCACAACCACCACAUCGGCGGCCACGAGCACCACACUCAACUGCAAUGUCCUGAAUGGGAAACCGCUGCCCGAGGAGGCGGACGAGUAUGAUGAGGAGGAGGACGACGAGGACGACGACGAGGAGGAGGAGGAUGAGGAUAAGGACAACUACAGGCACUUUGUUUGCCGGCACUGCCAGAGGUCGCAGUCAGCGGGCCGCCGAUCUCACAGCAAAACCAAGACGCACUCCCAGUCCCAGUCGCAGUUGAAGUCGCGCAAGCGCAGCAAGAGCAAGAAGCGCCACCAGGCAAAGGCCGGAGCCGCUCAGACGGUGCAGGCAAGGUGGCCGGAACUGAACGUGGCCAACGAACAGGCCAUCCGCUUCCGGUGCCCGCAGGUGGGGCCGCAGGUGGGUCGCGACCUUCACACGCCGCAGCCUCUGCACUUUCAUCAUCCGCAGUCGCAGGGCCGCCUAAAGAGUAGAUCCCGCCACCAGCGACGGAUGGCCAAGAAUGCCCCAGCACCGCCACCGCCACCUAAUCCUCACCAGAAUCCGAAUCCAAACCGGAACCCGAACCCGCACCCGCCCCAGUCUGUGACAACAGCAACGCCAGCACCCUCCGAACUAGCUCCUCUUCCGCCGCUCGUGAUUGUGGCCGAGGGCGAGGGCCAGGGCCAGGGAGAGGCUGAGCUGGUUGUCGAUGUCCAUCCGCUGCAUCUUCAGCCAGCGACCACUCCCGAUUCCCCUUCGCUGGUCACCGUGAGCACCUGGUACACGGUGGCCAAGCAGGGUGUCUCCUGCUAAUCGCGGCGAGCAGUGAGUAUCCUUGCCACCAGGCAUCCAGGCAUCCAGACAUCCAGCAACCCAAAAACAAAUCCAACAAAAAGAAAUUGCAAUACCGAAUCGGUGUGCGGACUUGUUGUUGUUGUUCCAGAUUUAAAUAUAUGUA
Messenger RNA from Drosophila serrata, 2407 nucleotides. RefSeq lists its product as uncharacterized. The record is from RefSeq and is a predicted model, not a curated record. Lineage: Eukaryota; Metazoa; Arthropoda; Insecta; Diptera; Drosophilidae. Gene Ontology annotation, molecular function: calcium ion binding.